GAGGAAUCACAUUUUCCAUUGUUCCAGUUUGUAUUCUCUGUGCAAUUAGGCAUCGUUUCAAAGAAAGAAUUGAUUGGACUAAGUUUAAGAAUACGAAAAAUAGCCAGUAUCUACGACUGGAACUCUCUCUGCCACACUUUACUUAAAGGCUUUUUCAUGGCCGAGGAGAAAUCACCAUGGCAACUGCGCCCUGGCGACCUGGAAGCAUUCGUUUCUUCGCACUUACGUCAGACGGACAGUUUCUUAGCUGAACUCCGGGGCGCGCUGCACAACAUAGUGGCAUACAUCCAAACGCAAGCUUCGUUUUCCAUAUCUAGAUAUGUCGUGGGCGGCGAUCUUGCCGGAGGUACUACUGCCCUCAACGAGGACGCGGAGUUUCACCUUUUCCUUUUCCUCUCUGACUUUCGUAGCAUUGACGAUUACCAGAGGCGUCUAGAGGGCGUCUUGACCGAGACACGCGACCUGUUAAGCUCUGAAGGCGUGCUGCACGUGGUAAUGCUCAUCGAGCCAAACUGCGUGUCAGAUGCAGACGGGAUGCAGGUGAUACAAGUCAGGGUCAUGGCAGGGGAGGAGUGGCUGGAAGGGACCAUUGUCCCCGCUGUUGAUUUAAUUGGAUCAAGUCCAAAAAAAUCAAACAAAGAAACCAUGUACCGCCAGUUUGUGUUAGAUGAGGACAAGUCCCCUUACCAACCAACCCUGAGCGAUCUAAGAUUGAGCCUGAUUCAAAGCCUACCGGCUCCCGUGAAAGACACCAUCUUAUUGGUCAAACACUGGCGGAAGUAUCGCCUUCGUCUCCGCAGUGACAAACCAGAAACGCGGUUCUAUGAGCUGUUAGUGAUCCACUGCUGGGAAAUCGCGGGAAAUCCCAAGACGUUUGACCUCACUGUGGCCCUCAAGUGUAUCUUAAGUUGCCUGAGCGAAUGGAAAAACAUCAGCAUUAUGUGGGAGGACAGCAGUAGCUUAGCAUACCAAAGAAAGAUAGCAGAGGCAAAACAGCGGGAAAUUCUUGCAAGAUCACAUGAUAAUGCUGGACCAAUCGCACUUGACCCCAUUGAUCCACGUGUGGAAUACUGCACUGACGUCAAGACUCUCAUCUGGGACGAGAUCUCGCGUACGGCGAGAGAGACGUUGAUGGAGCCUCUUUUCAAAGGGUUGUCAGACGACGCCUCGUGGAAGACGAAAUGAGCAGAGCCAAGUUCAAACCUAUCCACUUCCACAAUACUGAGCAUCAAAAAAACCAACUUAUAACAUCCCCCCAUGCUGAAAUACGGCCACUGAAAAUUUCAAAACUAGUAAAUUUUUACCAGAAUAUGGUCCCAUUUCCGUGCACUGUUGACCAGAUUGCUGGCCCAUAAUAUGGCACAUGAUGUGUGUACUAUGCUCAAAUAUUAGGCCCCAUAGGCUCACAUGAUAGGUAAACUGAUCGCAACGACUUUUUGAAGUAGGCAAACCGUUUCAACAAUAGUAUACACCACAGAUAUAUAAACACAUGUAUGUGGUAUACAGAGCUUAAACAGCUAAUUGUGCCAUCACUGGCCAUCUUCAGCGUAUGUGUGUUUUGGAAAGAUCUCUUCCGCUUCAAUGACAAGCGCCCUCUCGUUACUCUACGCCCUCCAUCGAGGGCACUGCGCUUUAACUUAAAAUUAUAAUAGGCCUAUUAUUUGCAUAAUAAAAAUCCCUCCCUUUGUUAGACGCGGGUAUGCACAGUAAAACAAGAGCUGAAGCCAAACAGACCAUACUCAUGGUUAAGCCAUUUUGGUUGUGUUCCCUGUAUGUAUUAUGUUCAAUGCAAUCUGUCAAAAUAAUAAAGCAGUACAGACUAUCUUGGGCUCGAAGCCUCGCUUUCAAUUUUUUAAAUUGUUGCUUGAAACAUCUAGAUCUAAUUAAUUACAAAUUAAAAAUUCUUCAUCCGCAUAAAUGACAUAAAUUUCUACAGUAAUAGCGUUUAUUUCAGUGCUUUCCUUUUUAUUCUCUGGUGCAUAAAUCAAAGUUAUGUGGCCGACUUGUGAAUAAGGCCGAUUGGUGACGGUUCUGUUAGAAGUAGGCCUACCGGUACUGAAGGGCAAACUCUCAACCUCUUAAUGAUGAAUUUACCCAUGUAUUUCCGAAAUUGUUCAUAAUGAGUAAUAUUCUAAAACGAGUUUCCAAACCAGAGAAACUUAGUUUCAAACAUCAAAAGCAUUAUUAGCCGACCCCGCAAUAAAUAAACAGUUUCCUUUUUAAGAAAAAGAAGUCAUAAAUUUUCCAACAUUUAUUUGAUGAUUCUCGCUACUUCCCCUUUGCCAGAAAAUGUACCAGAGACUUAAUUUUGGUACGUCUGUCUCUCCUCACGUAUGCAUGAUAAAUUGCUGUUUAUAUCGAGUUUAAUAUCCGUCAAACCUCAUGCAAGCCAAAUUAAUUCUCCAGCGAAACACAUGCGUGAGAACCUGGUAUUCGUUUAACCUCACCAAGAUAUUUAGUGCGCCUGUAAAACAAAUCAGGAAUUCUAUCGGGCAAUUUCCCGCCUACUGAUUGAGAUUUUGUGUGUCUUGUUUACCUUAACGGUACGCCGUCUGAUUUUUUUUCCAUUUUUAAUAUACGGGCAAAGAAAAGGCUCCGCCGGCAAUUACUCUCAUUUCUGGGUCAGUGUAACGUUGAUUUCAGGGGUAAGAUGGGUAAAUUUGCAUGCUUUGGAGAACUGAGGGUAUUUGCAAGCAAGGGGAUCUUAGAGGAAACUGACUGCAGGUUCCCUUCUAGAAUUUGAUUCUUUUGGAGGCCUGGGGAUCAAACUGUGGAAUUAUGUGAUUAAUGCGAUUACUUGCGUGCAUAUUCCUAUGAUGCAGUGGUCAAUAUUUGCCUUGUUACUACUGCCUUGCGUAACAUUUUACCGCACACUAGAAAGAACAGACAGCCCAACGUGUGCGAUUCCAAAAAAAUAGAUUUGAUUUCAGUAAUUCAUGAAUUCGAUAGGCUGAGGUCAUUGAACUCUGGCGAUCGAUGGACAUGUGUCAGUAUCAACGCUCAUUCAGCGGGUAAUUUGAGUCGUAUUUUCACUUCUUUUCUGCAGUGAGGUUGUUGCUCCAAUAUUACGAGAUAAGAUGUGGAGGGGUCUUCAAUCCUGACUGAAAUUUUGGGUUUCUUCCUAAGGAGUAUAUUUUUCUUGUAAGUUCUGACGCUGGUGUAUCAUUAGAACUAGGAGUAUGGGACAGAAUCUGAAUCAACGAAUAAACUGCAUGAAAACUGAAGCAUUAUUCUAUUCGCGAGUAC
Acanthaster planci (crown-of-thorns starfish) is the source of this 3246-nucleotide messenger RNA. Its product is annotated as 2'-5'-oligoadenylate synthase 3-like. Lineage: Eukaryota; Metazoa; Echinodermata; Asteroidea; Valvatida; Acanthasteridae. Gene Ontology annotation, molecular function: 2'-5'-oligoadenylate synthetase activity; double-stranded RNA binding. Gene Ontology annotation, cellular component: nucleoplasm; cytosol; membrane. Gene Ontology annotation, biological process: regulation of ribonuclease activity. The record is from RefSeq and is a predicted model, not a curated record.